This is a messenger RNA of Vitrella brassicaformis, 2419 nucleotides long. NCBI's taxonomy places the organism in Eukaryota, Vitrellaceae. The record is from the annotation of a GenBank genome assembly.
AGAUGGAGCCCGAUGGCUACCGAUGGCCCAUGUUUGCAAAGGCUGCCUCUGCCUUGUUGAAUGAUAACGCAUAGACGAUGAGUGGAGGGGUGAGAGAUGACCAUCAUGGACACUCUAUGUCCCUCUUUGCCCUUCUUCUUGCAGCAGCAAGAACCCCUCUUGGCCGGCGAGGAAGGACAACAGGUGGGCAUCCAUCCAUCUGCAGUUAGCAUCUGCCCGUGUGUUGCGCUUGGUGCAUUCAUUCAGCCUGCCGAUGAGUCCGCGAGUCCGCCACGGAAGGGUUUCUGGGAGGGGCUGCAGCCCGCUGAGGAGCUCGACGAGUGGCCACCCGCAACAGUCGGCACCGCCAGGGCGACAAAACUCCUCAUCCUACUCAUUGUCGUGUAAGCGGCAAGCCACAAUCGACCAACAGCCAUAUGUAUGAUGCUGUCUGUAUGCCCGGGGGUGUGUGCAGCGGUUCCGUUCUCGGGAUUGUCAUAACAUUUUUCAUGGUGAGUGAGUCUGACACACUUGGGGGGCGGAGGGGAAGUGGCAGGCAGCAGCGGGUCACUCACUGACCAAGUGUGUGUCCAUCCAUUUUGAAGGGCAUUCUCCGGGUUGACGUUCAAUAUCGCUACCACAGCUCUCUCCCCGCACCAUCUGUCGUCGUAUGCCCGUAAGUAUGCCCGUGAGUAAGCGCCAGGUGCACGUGGUUUUAUCGCUGGCAGGGACUAUGGCAGCAAGUUUGUGUCUUUUCAACCGGCGGCCAAAGGUGGGUGGGAAGGAACACACGGACGAGGAGUGAGGAGGGAGGAGGGAGGAGGGAGCAGGGGAGGGGUACGCGUGUCUGUCGUCCUUUCUUCAGCUGACGUGGUCGUCUUCCCUGGAGGGAAAUCUCAGGGCACCAUAGCAACAUACUCUGUAUACGGGACACACACACACACACACACACACACACAGAAGGAGCAGAGAAAGGAAUACCAUCCAUCCACGGUGCCUGUGCGUCUGUUGCUUCCUUCAGGACUUGUGCAUCCAGGACUCUGGGUGCCACUGCGUGUACCUCUCCCACGCCCACAUCACAGACAGCCCCGCCGGCCCCGAGAUGAUCCGCCUCAACUUCACCGCCACAUACGCACAGCCACAGCCGGCAGGCUCUUUCCUCUUCGGCUUCACUCGGGGGCCGGCCGACCUGACGAGGGUGCAGAAGAACCCCACCUCUGGUGGACCGGCCUCGGGAAUGGAGAACAUCCUGCCGCGGGGCUACAAAAUGGAGGUGCCACAUACAUUCUACUUCGGGAGAAUGGGUUUUAGGAACAUUGGUACGGAGGGACGGAGUGGGUGGGAUGGGAUCGUGUGGGAUGGUGUGGUGUGCUGCGAUGUGGUGUGGUGGCUGCCGUCUCUCUCUCUCUCUCUCUCUCUCUCCCUCUGCGUGUGUGUGUGUGUGUGUUGUGUGUGUGCAGGUUAUAUUGAGUUGCGUGAGGUGCAGAAGAACGUGGAGAUGAUCCAACGAGGCGCCACCAACCUCGAUUUCGCGUACACACACUGCACACACACACACUGAGUGAGGCGCUUUAUCCUCUCUCCUCAUACCCGCGUGAUGUGGCCGUCUGUCUGUCUGUCAGUCUCUCCCACACCUAUGACUUCACCCCUGCCGGUGUGCCGUCGGCCAUCGACCAAUCCGGCACACCAAAUGCCACCACUAGUGGACCAACGGUAAGGCAGGGCAGGGCAGGCACACACACGCAGAGGGAGACCGCCGAUGGGAUGAUGUGUGUGUGUGUUUGUGUGUGUGUGUCGUCUGUCUGUUUGUGUGCUGUGGUGUGUCAGGUUCUGUCCUUCGGCUUCAGGGACUUCUACAUCCCGCUGACACAAGCCUAUGAGGGCAUGUGGAGCCCUUUCGCCCUCGUCUCUAUGGCGGUAGGGAUGGAUGGAUGGAUGAUGGAUGUGUCUCUGAGUGGCGUGUGUGUGUGUGUGUGUGUGUGCCGUCUGUGCCAGAUAUUGGUCACGACGGCCUUCAACAACUUGAACCUUUAUUCCAUCGUCUUCCCGCCCAAGGUCAACCCGAUCUCAGUGCAGCGGGAGCCAAACCCGGCGCUGCAGUCCUUGUGCGCCUGCUUCUCGUGCUGCAGAAGACGACCAAAGGUGAGUGAGGGCCCUGAGGGGGAAAGAAAGGCCUCUGACGGGCUCUUUGACUGACCUUCCGCUGUGUGUGGUGCGUGUGUGUCUCACUCAGAGUGAGCGGAGGCUGUCCGGUGAUGAUGGUGGUGUGGACCAGCUAGUGUGACGGGUAGCUAGCUGUCUGUUGCCAUGUGGUCGAUGGACGGACGGUACAUAGCUAAGCUGAUGGACAGCCUGACGUGUGUGUGUACCCAUGAUGGUGUGAAGGGAUUUUCUCGUCGCCCGGUGGAUGGCAGGGCAGAGAGUGCAGUGCAUCACACAG